Sorex fumeus (smoky shrew) is the source of this 1302-nucleotide messenger RNA. RefSeq names its product calneuron 1 (gene CALN1). The transcript has 7 exons. Gene Ontology annotation, molecular function: calcium ion binding. The record is from RefSeq and is a predicted model, not a curated record. The coding region runs from base 266 to 1051 and encodes 261 amino acids. NCBI's taxonomy places the organism in Eukaryota, Metazoa, Chordata, Mammalia, Eulipotyphla, Soricidae.
CUCCAAAUUGGGACUCUAGCCCUUUAAAUCUGCUCAGUUACCAAAAAAGAAGAGGCAUCAGACCCUGUUAAUUAAAGCUCGCCCUGGUCCAUCAUUCUGAGGAGCUGCAGUGCUCUGCUCCUUCCUGAUGGCUUAGAGAUUCUCCUAACUCCCAGCCAUGGAUCUUGGAGAAUUCCCCCCGAGCUCAGCAGGAGAGUUGCUGUCUCGGCUGAUGCUCCCUUGAUGCGCACACACGUCUCUCUGACAGCGUCGCCCUGGACCCCCGAUGCGGCUGCCCGAGCAACCUGGAGAGGGGAAGCCUGAGAAUGAGGAAAAGGGGGACACAGGAGCUCCCCGAGGGGGAGAGGAGCCGCCGAGGAGCCGGGCCCCCGACUUCCCCACUUGGCAAAAGAUGCCCUUCCACCACGUGACCGCGGGCCUGCUUUACAAGGGCAAUUACCUCAACCGGUCGCUCUCUGCCGGCAGCGAUAGCGAGCAGCUCGCCAACAUCUCUGUGGAGGAGCUGGACGAAAUCCGAGAGGCCUUUCGGGUACUGGACCGAGAUGGGAACGGCUUCAUCUCUAAGCAGGAGCUGGGGAUGGCCAUGCGCUCCCUGGGGUACAUGCCUAGUGAGGUGGAGCUGGCCAUUAUCAUGCAGCGUCUGGACAUGGACGGGGAUGGCCAGGUGGAUUUCGAUGAAUUCAUGACAAUUCUUGGCCCUAAACUGGUGUCUUCAGAAGGUCGUGAUGGUUUUCUUGGAAACACAAUAGAUAGCAUAUUCUGGCAGUUUGACAUGCAAAGGAUAACUCUGGAAGAGCUGAAGCACAUCCUCUACCACGCCUUCCGAGACCACUUAACGAUGAAGGACAUCGAGAACAUCAUCAUCAAUGAGGAGGAGAGUCUGAACGAGACGUCAGGGAACUGCCAGACAGAGUUUGAGGGAGUGCAUUCCCAGAAGCAGAACAGGCAGACGUGCGUGCGGAAGAGCCUCAUCUGCGCCUUCGCCAUGGCCUUCAUCAUUAGCGUCAUGCUGAUCGCGGCCAACCAGAUCCUGCGGAGCGGCAUGGAGUAGCGCAGCUCCCGCCCCCGGCCCCCGCAUGUGCAUGCCCGCGGGCAGACUCUUCCUCCACGACGCCGAGCAGGACCCUGCGCACCUGGCAGCGCUCAGCCCAGACCCCGACGACGACGUUGCAGGGCUCCCCCCGGUGUUGCAAAUCCACUUCAUUUCCUUGGCAGGGACUCCAAAGGGCUGUCUUCGAUGCUUUACUGGUCUCGUUUCCUAAUGCAAUAAUAGCCAGGAGGCGGCAGGCGGUCCACCCUCCC